AUUAUUCCACCAAUUGAGAGAGAAUAUCCCUUCACUCACAGAGAGUCAUUCUCAUGGUUUUUCGUUCUCUCCCUCCCCCCUUUCUCUCCACACACGCACGCUUUCUCUCUCCCUACAUUAACGAAAUCCAAAUACCCAAUUCUGUGGAUUCAUCUCUCUCUCUCUCUCUCUCUCUUUUACAAGUCACCAUAUACUUAACAUCUAUCUAUCAAUAUUCAUUAUGUCCACUCUCUCUAUAAAUCCAUCUUUCUCUCCAUCUUUCUGUGCCUCUUGCUCUUCUGAUACCCCUUCUUGUUCUUCAUCAUCAAAUUCACAGCCACCAUUCAAAGUCUCUUCUUUUUGUCCUCCAAGACCACAACAACCCAUUGGCCUUGCUUGCACACAGUCUCAAUUUUUGCUCUCUAAAAGACCAAAGAGUUGGGGGUUGACUCAGAGCUCAGCAAAAGACAUGACCAUCACAGAUUUCAAGGAUGAUGAGGAAAGCCCUCCUCUUAUGGUCGAAUCAGAAGUUAUUUCCAGGCCUCGCCGAAUUGCUCUCUUUGUUGAGCCCUCUCCCUUUGCUUACGUGUCCGGGUAUAAAAAUCGGUUCCAGAAUUUUAUUAGAUAUCUACGGGAAAUGGGAGAUGAGGUGAUGGUUGUGACAACUCACGAAGGAGUGCCUCAGGAAUUUUAUGGAGCAAAAUUGAUUGGAUCUCGAAGCUUCCCCUGUCCCUGGUACCAGAAAGUCCCCCUAUCCCUAGCACUAAGCCCUAGAAUAAUCUAUGCGGUUGCCCAGUUUAAGCCUGAUAUAAUACACGCAUCAUCUCCCGGUAUUAUGGUUUUUGGUGCUCUCAUUAUUGCAAAACUUUUGUCCGUUCCUUUAGUGAUGUCUUAUCACACACACGUUCCAGUAUACAUACCAAGAUACACCUUUAGUUGGCUGGUCAAACCUAUGUGGUGGGUCAUAAAGUUUCUUCAUCGGGCAGCUGAUCUUACACUGGUUCCAUCAGCUGCCCUUGCAAAGGAGCUUGAAGCAGCUAGGGUAACAGCAGGUAACAAGAUUCGUCUCUGGAAUAAGGGUGUUGAUUCCGAAAGCUUCCAUCCCAAAUAUCGCUCUCAAGAAAUGCGAAUAAGACUAAGCAAUGGGGAGCCCGAGAGACCAUUGAUAGUCCAUGUUGGACGACUAGGAGUUGAGAAGAGUUUGGAUUUACUCAAAAGUGUCAUGGACCAGAUACCGGAGGCACGAAUUGCUUUUAUUGGAGAUGGACCAUACAGGGAGGAUCUGGAAAAGCUGUUCUUCGGCAUGCCUGCCGUAUUCACAGGGAUGUUAGGAGGUGAAGAGCUCUCUCAAGCAUACGCCAGCGGAGAUGUUUUCGUCAUGCCUUCAGAAUCAGAGACGCUCGGACUGGUCGUUUUGGAAGCUAUGUCGUCGGGACUUCCAGUGGUGGCUGCUCGAGCUGGAGGAAUCAUUGACAUAAUUCCCGAAGACCAAGAGGGUAAAACUGGAUAUUGCUUCAGCGCUGGAGACAUUGACGACUGUGUGAGCAAAUUGAAGCCUCUCUUGCAUGACGCUGAAUUAAGAGAAACUAUUGGCAAAGCUGCGCGCGAAGAAAUGGAGAAGUAUGAUUGGAAAGCAGCCACUUGUAAGAUACGCAACGAACAAUAUAAUGCUGCCAUUUGGUUCUGGCGGAAGAAGAGAGUGCUGCUACUGAGACCAUUUCAAUGGCUAUUCAGGCGUUUUUUUCAGCCACCCGCAAUUAACUACAGGUGAUUUUUAGAUAUUGUUUUCCUUUUGGGGUUUUGACGUUGGUUGUUUUGAAUCAUAUUUCGAGGUUGAAAUGAAAUUAUUGAUUGUUUGUGUCGGAUAAAUAUUGAUAUUGAUUGUUUGUCGGAUAGAUAUUGAUUUGUAUUAUAUUCGGACCGCUACAAGAUUUGGUCUGUUUGUGCUGUUGUCAUCAGCAUAGCAUCAAGGGAAUUCAUUGAUUUUAUGUAAGUUUCAAUGUAAUAAACGGGAAAUUAAAUUAGUUUAUUGGAUUGUGCCUUUUCGUCUGUAACA
Camellia sinensis is the source of this 2035-nucleotide messenger RNA. RefSeq names its product sulfoquinovosyl transferase SQD2. The record is from RefSeq and is a predicted model, not a curated record. Gene Ontology annotation, biological process: sulfolipid biosynthetic process; glycolipid biosynthetic process. Gene Ontology annotation, cellular component: chloroplast envelope. Gene Ontology annotation, molecular function: UDP-sulfoquinovose:DAG sulfoquinovosyltransferase activity. NCBI's taxonomy places the organism in Eukaryota, Viridiplantae, Streptophyta, Magnoliopsida, Ericales, Theaceae.